Molecule: messenger RNA, 426 nt
Organism: Cucumis sativus (cucumber)
Lineage: Eukaryota; Viridiplantae; Streptophyta; Magnoliopsida; Cucurbitales; Cucurbitaceae
Exons: 1
Coding region: 1-426 (141 amino acids)
Source: RefSeq, a predicted model, not a curated record
AUGAGAAUGAGAAGGAGGAAGCAGAGAAUGAGGAGGAGGCAGAGAGUGAGGAGGAGGAGAAAGAGCAAGUGCAAGUCCAGCAAGAAGAAGAGAAAGUGCAAGUCCAGGAAGAAGAAAAGCAGGAGGAGGAAGAAGUCCAACAAGCACAACAGCCACGACAACAGCCACGACAACAGCCACGACAACAGCCACGACAACAGCCACGACAACAGCCACAACAACAGCCACGACAACAGCCACAACAACAGCCACGACAACAGCCACAACAAGCCCAAGGGCAAGAGAGAUCUGUUUGCAACUGUGAAAAUAGUUCAUGCAAGCACCACCGUUGUGGCUGUAAAACCAAUCAACUGCCCUGUAUCGCUGGAUGCCAUUGUACUGGCAAUCGAAAUUGCAAAAAUCCCUUUACACAUAUAUAAAGUGUAG